Ophidiomyces ophidiicola is the source of this 1059-nucleotide messenger RNA. RefSeq names its product Replication factor C (RF-C) subunit (gene RFC5). The transcript is spliced from 6 exons. Gene Ontology annotation, cellular component: nucleus; DNA replication factor C complex; Elg1 RFC-like complex. Lineage: Eukaryota; Fungi; Ascomycota; Eurotiomycetes; Onygenales; Onygenaceae. The record is from RefSeq and is a predicted model, not a curated record. Gene Ontology annotation, biological process: DNA-templated DNA replication; DNA repair. Gene Ontology annotation, molecular function: DNA binding; DNA clamp loader activity; ATP hydrolysis activity. Bases 1 to 1059 code for a protein of 352 amino acids.
AUGGCGCUUCUUGUGGAUAGGCAGCGGCCUCGCACUCUUGAUACUCUUACAUAUCACCAUGAAUUAUCUACCCGACUAAAAUCCUUGGCUCAAAGCGGCGACUUUCCGCAUCUUCUUGUUUAUGGGCCAUCAGGUGCGGGUAAGAAAACUAGAAUAAUUGCUACACUUAAAGAGCUAUAUGGGCCAGGAGUGGAAAAGAUAAAAGUCGACGCCCGGGUGUUUCAGACCUCCAGCAAUCGAAAACUCGAAUUCAACAUUGUUGCUUCCAUCUACCAUCUAGAGAUUACACCUUCCGACGUGGGUAAUUAUGACCGAGUUGUUAUUCAAGAAUUACUCAAGGAAAUCGCGCAAACUCAACAAGUCGACCUAUCCGCUAGACAACGUUUUAAAGUUGUGGUGAUUAACGAAGCCGACUUUCUGACAAGAGAUGCCCAAGCAGCACUUCGAAGAACAAUGGAGAAAUAUAGUCCAAAUAUGAGACUGAUUCUACUUGCCAAUAGCACAGCAAAUAUUAUUGCACCCAUCCGCUCGAGAACACUGCUUGUCAGAGUUGCUGCGCCAAUGGAAGAGGAGAUAUGCGAGGUAUUAAAGUCGGCUGGGAAAAAAGAGGGCUGGCCUGAAGCACCUGGAUUAAAUAAGAGAAUAGCAAAAGAAAGCGGGAGGAAUUUGCGAAAAGCAUUGCUCAUGUUUGAAGCAGUUCAUGCACAGAAUGAAAAGGUGACGAAUGAUACUGUAGUCCCUCCACCAGAUUGGGAGGCUUUGAUUUCUCUCAUCGCUGAUGAAAUAAUGGCCGAGAGAUCCCCAGCACGGAUUCUCCAAGUUCGAGCUCGACUCUAUGACCUACUGACCCAUUGCAUACCUCCCACUACUAUUCUCAAGACAUUAACUUUUAAACUUGUCCUCAAAGUUGACGAUAUUUUGAAACCUGAGAUAAUCAAGUGGUCGGCUUUCUAUGAGCAUAGAGUAAAAACUGGCAGUAAAGUUAUAUUCCAUCUCGAGGCAUUCGUCGCGAGAUUCAUGAGACUUCUCGAGAGUUAUUUGAUGGGCAUCGAGUUUUAA